Molecule: messenger RNA, 1506 nt
Organism: Penicillium taxi
Lineage: Eukaryota; Fungi; Ascomycota; Eurotiomycetes; Eurotiales; Aspergillaceae
Exons: 1
Coding region: 1-1506 (501 amino acids)
Source: RefSeq, a predicted model, not a curated record
AUGGAUGAGCCCCAGUCCAUAGAACCUGAGCCCACACCUGUUCGGUCUGUGUCUCCAGACCCCUUCGCUUCAGCAACUCCCGCCAUCUCAGCAUAUUCCUCCCCAGACCGCACCUUCUCAUCCGGCUCUUCGCGCUCUGCCUCCUCCGUGACAUCUACUGAUGCUCGAUCCACUGUAUCGACAUCGUCUCGCCGCCAUGGGUACAUCCGUGCCUUGGGGGCGGAAUUUUCGGAGUCUGCUCGACAUCGCGAUAGUGUUAUGAGUCUUGGGAGCAUUGCCCACCUACAGUACUACUUUGCUCGAACAGGUGUUCUGGAUGGAAAGACGGGCCGAAGCCGCGAAUAUAAGAAGAAAAGUAGGAACAAUGUACCCAGGCUUCUCAUCACUCCGAAUGAGGGACAGACCGACGACCUGAGUGCCAGCCCGACUGAUAUGACGGAUGACGACCCUGGCUUUGAAGAUGAGGAUGGAGAGGUGAUGCUCCCUCCCACAGUCAGCACAUACAGUAUAAAAACACACCAUAUCCCACCUCCGCCGGAUCUACUCACUUUACGCCGAGACCUUGAGACUGCACUAGCAAGGGCCGAAAGAGUUAUCGAACAAGUUUGGAAGGGAGAGGAGCUGACACUACGAGAACCAACACGAAUGAGCCUCUCCCCUGACGAUGUUCCCGAAACACCAGAGGCUGACCCAUCACGGGUCCCGACUCCACAGAAUAAGGAAGAAGCACAAGGAAUGUGCGUCUUGGAUGAUAUGACCAUGGCGAUCCGAUCAGCAAAAAUCUACUACUUUGCCCAUGAGCACCCGGAUCGCCUAGCGUCAAUUAAGACCGAGAAAGAACUUCGCCAGGAGCUUUUCAACGUCCUGGAAGUUUUGAAGCGUUGGGCAGCACGACAUUUCGUUUGUGGACUUCGUCCUGAUGAUCGGGAGGUGAUGAAUGGGUGGAUUGCUGGUGUGCGCAAGAUGAUAUCCAAAGAGAUGGCCCUAGAAGCUCUCGAUGCAAAGGAACGAGAGAAUUGGGAUUGGGCAAACGGAGAUUGGAGAGGUCGCGAGCGAGCGCGUGAAGAAUCUUUCCUUCGCAGCCUCAUGCCUGGGGGCAACACUCUCCCGACCUGGGAGGCCAUUGCCGAAGAUGCCGCUGAAUCCCUCGAACCCCUCCCUACCUUUAUGGAGAGGUUCCGAGAUGGCCGCAUUUUGGUUCAAUUGCACAACAUUGCAAUCAAGAAGUCCAAACGACAGUUUGGUGAAAUCACCACCUACCAUGAAGAUAUCGCUAAGCCGUACCGGCAAGCGGAGAAUCUGCGAUUCUGGGCCAAAGCCGCCGAGCUACGGUGGGAGCUACGAUUCCAGGUGGAUGUGAUGGGAGUAGUUCAAGGCAACAGCAAAGUUGUCUGGGAGCAAUUUGACGCUGCAUUGCUGUCCUGGUGCAAGAUAGUUCGUGAAGAGCUGGUUCGAGAUUGGCAAGCCGCCAAUCCUGGCCGACCUCCAAGCGCUGGCUUGAUUUAA